AUGGACGUGCCGAAGAUCAGUUGGACCCUGGUCCACGCGCAGUUGGCGGUCUUGAGUGCAAUUGGCGGGGCCACCGGCGCGUGGUGCACCUGGCGGCAGAUCUACAAACGGCGCUUGGAGCGAGAAGGGAAGGUGGUGAAGUCGGACCUUGAGAACCACCACCCCGACGAAGCGCGGCACUUCAUGCAGUACGGCUACCGCACCAGUCGUGUAGGCUACGCGGUGAUGCAUUGCUGGACCGCAGCGCUCAUGGUGGGCUAUGUGCUGGUGGUCGUGGGCUGUUGGAUCGGCUACGCCAUCUUCGCGGACCUCUACUUCCCGCCCAGCGCCGAGUAUUGGCGAAGCAUCUUCGAGUCCUGGGACGGUGUGAUGUUCCCCUGGUGCGUGGUCUUCGUCCUCAGCCACUUGCUCUUGGGACUGGUGCUGAUCUUUUGGGACGCCAUCAAAUCGCAAACCAUGCUGCCGGCCACCAGCAUGCGAGAGGCCACUCAUUUGAUGAUUCAAGAGGUGCACGACGCAGGCACUGGUCCACUCAGUCCUCAAGGGCCCCGCGCCACCACGCGGCGUCGACACCACCGCGGCGCGCGGUCCCCGAGCCUGCGGGAACGCUGCGGGGAACGCUGCGCGGCGUUGUCGCGCUACCUGAAGCGAGUCCAGGCCACGGAGGUCCUGCCGAUCUGCUCGGAGGAGGGUCGCCGCUAUGUCGAGCACAUGUGCGUGCGCUACACCUACUGCGACCGUGCCCAAUCCUUUGUGCCGGCUGGGCAACUGCGGCCGCAGCCGUCGGAGAUCCUCAAGCUCAGAAAGAGGGGUGGUCUGUCAGAAGCGGAGGCGCUGCAGAGUCGUGAGCGCAGUGGGCCCAAUGCGAUCCACGUGCGGGUGCCGGGGAGGCUCGAAGCCUUGGUGAAGGAGUUCUCACAUUUCACCUAUAUCUUCAACUCCUUUGGUGUGUGGAUCUAUAUCGGCUACACCACUUGGAACAUCGGCCUUUUAUGGCUCUUGAUGACCUUGGGCUCUGGCCUCUACCGAGCCUUGGGCAUCACGAGGCCCAACCAGAAGAAGGUGGCGAAUCUGGCGCGUGUGCAUCAGACCUGCAGUGUGCUGCGCGAGGGGAAGUACAAGGAUGUGGAUGUCACAGAGAUAGCUUUGGGAGAUAUCGUUCAAGUCAAUGCUGGACGAGACGUGGAGCUUCCCUGCGAUGGUUUGCUCAUCAGUGGUAGCCUCAUCGUCAACGAAUCCAUGCUCACAGGCGAGCCGAUGCCUGUGGCCAAAACGCCCAUCGAGAGUGACGAGAUCAGACCGAAGAGCAACAAAGUCUUUGCCGGCACGCGCGUGCUGGAGUCAGAGGGCCUUCCAGAGGACCAGCACCGUGCCUUGGUCUACUGUACAGAGGUGGGCGCCUUGACCACUCGCGGCUCCUUGGUGAGAAUGGUGCUUUUCCCUGCCAGUGUCCGCUUCAAGUACACAGAGCAGCUCCCCCAGGUCUAUGGGAUCAUGUGCCUUUAUGCUUGCGUCCUCAUUCUCUUGAAGUUCACCUCGGUCAACGAAGGGUCAUGGGUCGUCAAGUUCUUGAAUAUUGCCUGCUGUUUGGUGGGAGCCCUGAACCCGAUGCUCCCCGUCUCCUUGGUCAUGGGGCAGUCGGCGAGUGCCAAACGCUUGACGGAUGGCGAGAACUAUCAGAUCAAAUGCCUUCAGCCAGGGAGGAUUCCCAUUGCUGGCAAGAUUUCGACCAUGGUUUUCGACAAGACGGGCACCAUCACCAAGUCCAGUAUGGACCUAGCUGCCGUGCAUCCCAUCGCCGAUGCCCAGCUGCUGCGCUGCCAACGCCUCGACGGCGCGCCCGACGGCGCGUUCGCGGCCGGCGAGGCCCUGUGGCGGGCGCUGCGGCGAUGCCAUACGGUGAAGCAAUUGCAAGACGGCCGCAUGGUGGGCAACGAGCUGGAGUGUGCCAUGCUGCGGCGCAUGCGCGAGAUGGGUGAUGAGGUGCCCGAGGACGCGAGCGUCACCGUGCGGGAGUUGGAAUUCGAUCAUCAAAGCAUGACCAGCGGCGUGGUCCUGCGCAGAGAGCGCGACGGCUUCUUGGAGGUCUUCCUGAAGGGAAGCCCCGAGAAGAUCAAAGCAGCUGCUCGAGCCAGCUCCUGCCCCAGCGACUAUGAUGCCACCGUCACCGAAUAUGCCAAGGCCAACUACUACACUAUUGGGGUGAGCCACAAGAUGCUGCCGCAAGACCUGACCCAUCAGGAGGUGUGUGCCUUGGCCCGGGAAGAGCUGGAGAAGGAGGCCGACUUGGUGGGGCUUUUGCUUUUUCAGAAUGAGAUGAAAGCGGAGGCGCCAGAGGCCAUCCGGCAGCUGAAGGAGGGCAACGUUCGUUCGGUCAUUUGCACUGGCGACAGUGCCCUGACGGGGAUCGCCAUCGGUCGGCAAUGCGGCAUCGUGGAGAAGCCCAUUUUGCACGCGGUGCUGGCAGAGGGCCAGUUGAGGUUCAGCGACGAGAAGGAUCAACAGGUUUGUGAUCCUUUGGAUCCUCGCUAUCAGCUGGCUUUGUCCUGUAGUGCCUGGCGGCAUUUGUGCGAGCAUGAGCCGGAGCUCUUGCAGGAGAUUUGGCCUCGCUGUGUGGUCUUUGGCCGGAUGAAGCCCGUCGACAAGAUCAACGUGAUCAAGCUCUUUCAACGUCAGGGGCUGAUUGUGGGCAUGGCCGGCGACGGCGGCAACGACUGCGGCGCGCUGCGCGCCGCGCACGCGGGGCUGGCGCUGUCGACGGCGGAAGCCUCGUUGGUGGCGCCGUUCUCGACGGGGCGGCAGGAGAAGGUGUCAGGGAACCAGAUCACCUUGCAACUCGGAUGA
This is a messenger RNA of Durusdinium trenchii, 2844 nucleotides long. The record is from the annotation of a GenBank genome assembly. NCBI's taxonomy places the organism in Eukaryota, Dinophyceae, Suessiales, Symbiodiniaceae.